This is a messenger RNA of Peronospora matthiolae, 771 nucleotides long. Lineage: Eukaryota; Oomycota; Peronosporomycetes; Peronosporales; Peronosporaceae. The record is from the annotation of a GenBank genome assembly.
AUGUCCUCUGCUCAUGAUGCCACCACCAAGAUCUCCAUUGACAAGUUCGACGGCGACAACUACGCGACGUGGAGCCGCUACAUGCGUGGCGUGUUCCUGACCAAGUCGGCGUGGCACGUGGUGAACCGGGAGACGUCGCCAACCUUCACCGAUCCUCGCGCCAGUGACAACUACGUCAAGACCAACAACAUUGCGUUCGGCUUGAUGCUGCUACACAUGAGCGCAGAUUAUUAUCACGUGGUUGAUGACUGUGAAGAGGCGUGGGUCACGUGGGCGCGUUUGAAGACGCUGUACGGCGGGUCGCAGAAGGCUGGACGCAUCUACUUGAAGCGCCAGCUGUUCAGCAUGGAGAUGGCGGAAGGCGGCAAUAUGCUGCAUCAUUGCAAUGAGCCUCCCAAGAGCUACGAGAACGUCGUUCUCAACUUGGAGAUGAGCAGCGCGGAACUGCGAUCGCGAGACGUCGUGAUAGUACUCACGAAUGAGCACAUCAAGACGCAAGGUGACAAGACGACAUCGGUGAAGACUGAAGACACGGCGAAGGCGUUCAGUACCGAGCGUGAACCUCGCCAGUGUACAUACUGCGGAAAAUUGGGGCACACGGCGGAGCGGUGCUGGACCAAGCAGAAGGUGAAAAUCAAGGUGGAGCUCGACGCGGCGGCAACAAUGCUCGUGGACGCGGAGCCAACAACGUUCAGUGGCGAACCAACAACAACAACGACGACAACUACGAUCGAGUUGCGUUCGCGGUUUCGCUGGAGGCUGGACUUUUGA